This is a messenger RNA of Mastomys coucha (southern multimammate mouse), 1953 nucleotides long. It is a transcript of the gene C3ar1, whose product is annotated as complement C3a receptor 1. Gene Ontology annotation, molecular function: complement component C5a receptor activity; G protein-coupled receptor activity; complement component C3a receptor activity. The transcript is spliced from 2 exons. The record is from RefSeq and is a predicted model, not a curated record. Lineage: Eukaryota; Metazoa; Chordata; Mammalia; Rodentia; Muridae. Bases 223 to 1644 code for a protein of 473 amino acids. Gene Ontology annotation, cellular component: plasma membrane. Gene Ontology annotation, biological process: positive regulation of cytosolic calcium ion concentration; complement receptor mediated signaling pathway; chemotaxis.
UUAUCUAUGCUGGCUAAGUUUAAGAGGUGACUCAUGGAAAGGCCCUUCCUGUGCAGUCAGAUAGCAGUCGCCAUCCCAAGUUCCCUUUACUCUGGGAAAAGUAAGCGCUCAGCAGCUUGUCCAAUGUACUUCACUACUUCAUUUCUGCUGGACCAGACAGGAUUUGUUGGUGAUCGUCAGACCUGGAGCCUUCGAUUCCAUCUCUGUGCUCUUGACUGAGCAAUGGAGUCUUUUGCUGCUGACACCAAUUCAACUGACCUACACUCACGGCCCCUGUUUCAACCCCAAGACAUUGCCUCUAUGGUCAUUCUGGGUCUCACUUGUUUAUUGGGACUGCCCGGCAACGGGCUGGUCCUGUGGGUAGCUGGCCUAAAGAUGAAGUCGACCGUGAACACAGCCUGGUUCCUCCAUCUCACCCUGGCCGAUUUCCUCUGCUGCCUCUCCUUACCCUUCUCCCUGGCCCACCUGAUUCUCCGAGGACACUGGCCCUAUGGAUUGUUCCUGUGCAAACUUAUCCCAUCCAUCAUUAUCCUCAACAUGUUUGCCAGUGUCUUCCUGCUUACUGCCAUUAGCCUGGACCGCUGUCUGAUAGUACAUAAGCCAAUCUGGUGCCAGAAUCACCGGAGCGUGAGAACAGCUUUCGCCAUCUGUGGCUGUGUCUGGGUGCUGGCCUUUGUGAUGUGUGUGCCUGUAUUUGUAUACCGUGAUCUGUUCGUUAUGGACAAUCACAGUAUAUGUGGCUAUAACUUUGAUUCCUCCAGGUCAUAUGAUUAUUGGGACUACCCGUACAACCUAAAUCUACCUGAAAGCAAUUCUACUGGUAACUCCACUGGACAUAUGGGUGACAGGUCAGCCCCUUCCUCUCUACAGGCAGGGGAUCACCUUUGGACAGCUACGACUACCCUCCAGGCACAGACAUUCCAAACACCUCCUGAAGACUCAUUCGCUCGAGAUUCAGCAAGUCAACAACCCCAUGAUGGUGGAAAGCCGCCUAAUGUGCUCACAGCCGCCAUACCCAGUGGGUUUCCUGUGGAACAUGGUAACUCCAGUACACUGAGUGCCGAUGCUUUUCUCUCUGCUCGCAUAGGGCUUUCCCCUACUGCUUCUAGUGAUCAUUUAUACCCCUACGAUUUCCAGGAUGAUUAUUUUGACCAAUUCACGUAUGACAAUCACGUGCCGACACCACUGAUGGCAAUAACCAUCACAAGGCUGGUGGUGGGCUUCCUGGUACCAUUUUUCAUCAUGGUAACUUGUUACAGCCUCAUCGUCUUCAGAAUGGGAAAAACCAACUUCACCAAGUCUCGGAACAAAACCUUUCGGGUGGCCAUGGUGGUGGUCACUGUCUUUUUUAUCUGCUGGACUCCAUACCAUAUUGUCGGAGUCCUGUUAUUGAUUACUGAUCCAGAAAGUUCCCUGAGGGAAGCUGUGAUAUCCUGGGACCACAUGUCCAUUGCUUUAGCAUCUGCCAAUAGCUGCUUCAACCCUUUUCUUUAUGCCCUCUUGGGGAAAGACUUUAGGAAGAAAGCAAGACAGUCCAUAAAGGGUAUUCUGGAAGCAGCCUUCAGCGAAGAGCUCACACACUCUACCAGCUGUACCCAGGACAAAGCCGCUUCAAAAAGAAACAAUAUGAGUACAGAUGUGUGAAGGUGCUGGAGACCUAAGCAGAUGUUCUCAGGUGAACUCUGGUGAUGGAUGACAUGUGAGCGGAACACUUUAGACAAUCUGGCAACUCUAGGAGAAAAGUCUCUUAUUGACAUCAGCAUCAUUUGAAAACAUUAAAGAUGCAAAAUUUCAAGCCCCGUCCCGUAUGUGUUGACUCAGAAUCUCUGACCCACGGGGACCAAUGUUUUAACAGGCUUCUUGCUUCCAUCAAUGUUGUUUUACCUCAUUUAGCUUAGUCUUUUCCCAUCCCUGACUAAGCCAUGUGCAAUGAAUAACUUUCUUAUGUCUCCA